CCUGAUGAUGAGAUGUUUCUUGUGCAAGGACAAAUCGUCGGUUAUGGCGGCAACAACAACCAAGUUCCCCAACCUUCCCUUGCUGAUCUUCCCCAUCCUGCUUCUUUCCCACAGAGCCUCCAGUGCGGGCAUUGUGUCUAAGACGCUCAACAACGGGGCCAACAUCACCGAUGGUGAGACGCUGGUCUCGCCCGGUGGCUCAUUCACUCUGGGUUUCUUCUCCCCGUCCGGUGUGCCAACCAAGAGAUACCUCGGGAUCUGGUUCACCGCGUCCGGUGCGGCCUCUGUCUACUGGGUGGCCAACCGUGACACCCCACUCAACAACAACUCCGGCGUACUGGUGGUCACCGCCGGCGGGAUCCUUCGCCUUCUCGACGGCUCUGGCCAGACCGCCUGGUCCUCAAACACGACCGGGACCUCUGCCUCUACGGUGGCGCAGCUGCUCGAUUCCGGCAACUUGGUCGUGCGCGAGAACAGCAGCGGCGGCCGCGUCGUCUGGCAGUCGUUCGACGACCCGUCCAACACCAUGCUCGCCGGCAUGAAGUUCGGCAAGAACCUGAAGACCGGCGCGGAGUGGUCCCUCACGUCGUGGCGAUCGGCCAACGACCCGGCGACGGGGGGCUACCGUCGGGUCAUGGACACCAAGAGCCUGCCGGACAUCGUCACCUGGCAAGGCAGCGUCAAGAAAUACCGCUCGGGCCCGUGGAACGGCCGCUGGUUCAGCGGCGUCCCGGACAUGGAUUCGGACUUCAAGCUGUUCUCCGUCCAGAUGGUGGACGACCCCGGCGAGGUCACCUACGCCCUCGACGCCACGGCCGGCGCGCCCUCCGCCCGCGUCGUUCUGGACGAGGUCGGCAAGGUGCGGGUGCUGGUGUGGUUUCCGACAAGCAAGGUGUGGAGACCAUACCCGUGGUUGCCACGCGACGCCUGCGACGAGUACGCGUCAUGCGGGGCGUUCGGCCUGUGCAGCGUCGACGCCGCGCCCACGCCGUCCUGCAGCUGCGUCCAGGAGUUCAGCCCCGUGAACCAGUCGCAGUUGUCCAGCGGGUGCCGGAGGGACGUGCAGCUGGAGUGCGGCAACGGGACGGCGGCGACGGACCGGUUCACGGUUGUGCGCGGCGUGAAGCUCCCCGACACGGAGAACGCGACGGUGGACAGGGGCGUGACGCUGGAGCAGUGCAGGGCGAGGUGCCUCGCCAACUGCUCGUGCGUGGCCUAUGCCCCCGCCGACAUCCGAGGAGACGGUAGCGGCAACGGCUGCGUCAUGUGGAAGGAUAACAUUAUUGAUGUCCGGUAUAUAGACAAUGGGCAGGAUCUCUAUGUGAGGUUGGGAAAGUCUGAAUCAGCUACAGGGAAGAGGAACAUUGUGGCAAAAAUCUUGCUUCCAGUUAUGGCGUUUGUGCUAGUCCUCGCAGCCGCUGGCAUGUACCUUGUUUGGAUCUGCAAGUUUAGAGCCAAACGUCGGAACAGGGAUAUUUUGAAGAAAGCGAUCCUAGGAUACUCGAAUGCGCCAAACGAACUUGGUGAUGAAAAUAUAGAGCUUCCAUUUGUCAGCUUUGGAGAAAUUGCAGCUGCAACAAACAAUUUUUCAGAGAACAAUAUGCUCGGGCAAGGUGGCUUUGGGAAAGUUUACAAGGGUACUCUGGGACAGAACAUAGAGGUUGCAAUCAAAAGGCUCGGUCAGGGUUCCGGACAAGGUGUAGAGGAAUUCAUAAAUGAAGUUGUUCUGAUUGCAAAAUUGCAGCACAGAAACCUCGUCAGACUUCUUGGUUGCUGCAUCCAUGGCGAUGAGAAGUUGCUGAUCUACGAAUACUUACCAAACAAAAGCUUGGAUUUCUUUAUUUUUGAUGCUGCAAAUAAAUAUCUCCUUGAUUGGCCCACACGUUUCAAGAUAAUCAAAGGAAUAUCUAGAGGACUUCUUUAUCUCCACCAGGAUUCAAGGUUGACUAUAAUUCACAGAGAUCUCAAACCAAGCAACAUUUUGUUGGAUGCCGAUAUGAGUCCUAAGAUAUCAGAUUUCGGUAUGGCAAGAAUCUUUGGUGGAAACCAGCAGGAAGCAAAUACGAACCGAGUUGUUGGGACAUAUGGUUACAUGUCUCCUGAAUAUGCAAUGGAAGGCGCCUUUUCUGUCAAGUCAGAUACAUAUGGCUUCGGUGUCAUAGUCCUGGAGAUUAUAAGUGGUUUGAAGAUCACUUUAACUAACUACAAGGGCUUCCCCAACAUACUUUCUUAUGCGUGGAGCUUAUGGGUAGAUGGCAAAGCGAUGGAUCUGGUGGACUCAUCCCUGGCUAAGAGUUGUUUCCAAACCGAAGCUUUACGGUGUAUCCAGAUAGGACUGCUGUGUGUCCAAGACAAUCCAAAUUACAGGCCGCUCAUGUCAUCGGUGGUGACCAUGCUGGAGAACGAAACUACACCACUUGAAGUCCCAAAACAGCCCGUGUAUUUCUCAUACGCGGGAACCCAGGGAACAGCAGGAGAAAAUGCUAGCAGCUCUAUUAAUGACAUGACUCUCACAACAGUGUUGGAGGGACGGUAGAUGGUUUAGAUUAUGCAGUGUAUUUCGUUUUUUUUUUAAGAAAGUUGCAUUGUUAUGCAUGCAACUCGUUCUGCAUCUUGGCCUUCUUAUGGGCCGUGAGCUCCUAGAUUGGGGGCGCCGCGUAUACUUUCCUCCUAUGGGCCUAUGAGCUUGAGAGUUAGCGUGUCCGUCA
Molecule: messenger RNA, 2708 nt
Organism: Setaria italica (foxtail millet)
Lineage: Eukaryota; Viridiplantae; Streptophyta; Magnoliopsida; Poales; Poaceae
Product: G-type lectin S-receptor-like serine/threonine-protein kinase At4g27290
Exons: 7
Coding region: 5-2536 (843 amino acids)
Biological process (GO): protein phosphorylation; recognition of pollen
Molecular function (GO): protein serine/threonine kinase activity; ATP binding
Source: RefSeq, a predicted model, not a curated record